GGCGGGCGCCGUCCCUCUGCAGCCUGGCAGGGCCCAGACAGGAUUCUUACACCAAAUCUCUUCUUUUCACCCUCAAGGGGCUGUGGCUGCCCUGGAGGUGCUGUCCCUUGUCCCUGUCUCUUGUCCCUGUCCCUCCUCCGGACACUUCUGCCCCGGAACGUUUCUCCCCAGUUGCGGUUCAUUUCUGCCCCGGAACGUUUCUCCCCAGUUGCGGUUCCCGCCCGGCGCGGGGAGCAGUGCCAAGAUGGCGGCGCCCAUCAGCCGCGACAGCCGCAGCUCCGAGCCCGGCGCGGCUCCCUACGGCAACUUCCCGAAUUAUUCCCGGUUCCACCCGCCCGAGGGGCGCAUCAGCCUCCUGCCCCAAGGGCUCCUGAGCAGCCUGUUCCCCGCGGCCACCCGCCCGCUGCUCGGGCUCGAUGUGGGCUGCAACUCCGGGGAGCUCAGCGUGGCUCUGUACCAGCACCUGCUGGGGCUCCAGGGCAGCACUUCCAGCCCGGAGCCGCCAGGGGCCGGGAAGGAGCUGAAGCUGCUGUGCUGUGACAUCGAUCCCGAGCUGAUCCGGAGGGCCCAGCAGAGCAGCCCUUUCCCUGCCUCCAUCUCCUUCGCCAGCCUGGACAUCAUGGACCCGGGGGCCAGGGAGCCCUUCCUGAGCUCCUACCUGGAGCGCUUCGGCCGCUCCUCCUUCGACAUCGGCUUCUGCAUGUCCGUGACCAUGUGGAUCCACCUGAACCACGGCGACAGGGGCCUGCUGGAGUUCCUGGCCCUGCUGGCCUCGCUGUGCACCUUCCUGCUGGUGGAGCCCCAGCCCUGGAGGUGCUACCGGGCGGCCGCGCGCCGGCUCCGCAGGCUGGGCCGGGAUGACUUCGAGCACUUCCGCUCGCUGCGGAUCAACGGGGACAUGGCCCAGAGCAUCACCCGCAUCCUGACCCAGGAGUGUGCCAUGGAGCUGGUCUGCUCCUUCGGGAGCACCUCCUGGGACAGGAGCCUGCUGCUCUUCAAAUCCAGCGCUGCCCGUGCCGAGGGCUCUGGCUGAGGGCUCGCACUGCCCUGGCUUCACGGGCAAGGAGGCAGAGCUGGGAAUUGCUGAAUCCCUGCUAGGACCAGGCCUUGGCUUCCCGUGGGAAUCCAGGGCAAGGAAUGUCUGUGACUGGUGUUUUUUAACCAGUUUUGUGGGGUGGGAGGUUGUUCAAGGAAGUGCUCCCGGAAUCCAAGCUCCUACAUGUGCUUUCCAUGUGUAUCAAGAAUAUUCCCUGGAAUACCAGUCCCUCAGAGGCCUGCCUUGGAUCCAGGUGUGGCCUCACCUGGCCCAGCAAAGGUGAAUUAUUGAUCCCACCUGAAACCCACCCUGGCUGGGACAGUGCUGCUGUUCUGGAAUACCAGAGAACAUGUAGAAUGUCCUGAUUGGAACAGCCUCACAAGGAUCCUCCAGUCCUGCACAAGACAUCCAAAACUCCCCCAGGACUGGGGUCAGGCACCUGCAGGACAAUCCCCUCCCUGGACCCAGCACCCUCCUGGGACAGGGGUUCAUCCCUAGUGGUGAGUGCUUUUGGGAGAAUUGAAAGGGCCUCACAAGGAUCCUCCAGUCCAGCUCCUGGCCCUGCACAAGACAUCCCAAAAGAAAUCCCAUUAACCCCAAAAUCCUGAUGCCCAAGUUGUCCAGACAUGCCCAGACCUCCAGAAUCAUGGAAUAUCCCAGAGCUGAAAGGGACCUGUGAGGAUCUGAGAGUCAUGGAACAUUUAGUGUUGGAAGGGACCUGCCUGGAUCAUCGACUCCAACUCCUGGUCCCUCACAGGACAUCCCAAAAGCCCACCCAGUGCCUGGGAAUUUUGCCCAAGCACUCCCUGACCUCCAGAAUUAUGGAAUAAUCAGAGUUGAAAGGGACCCACAAGGACCACAGAGUCAUGGAGUACCCUGAGUUGGAAGGGACCAACUCCAACUCCUGGCCCAGGACAACCCAAAAAUCCCACUGAUGCCAAAAUCCCAGCUUCUCGGGGCUGUCACCUCAAACCAUGACACCUGGGGAGUUGUUGCAGUGCCCAGCACCCUCUGGAUGAGGAACCCUUUCCCCAAAUGCACCCCAAACUCCCCCAGGGCAGGGGUGAGGCACCUGCAGGACAAACCCCUGCCUGGACCCAGCAGCCCAGGCUGAACUCUCCCAGGACAGGUGCAUCCCUAACGGUGAGUGCUUUUGGGAACCAUAUCCUUGGAAUAAAAAUCACUGACUUUUAGCCUAAA
This is a messenger RNA of Passer domesticus (house sparrow), 2236 nucleotides long. RefSeq names its product BCDIN3 domain containing RNA methyltransferase (gene BCDIN3D). Gene Ontology annotation, biological process: negative regulation of pre-miRNA processing. The coding region runs from base 245 to 1033 and encodes 262 amino acids. The record is from RefSeq and is a predicted model, not a curated record. The transcript has 2 exons. Gene Ontology annotation, cellular component: cytoplasm. Lineage: Eukaryota; Metazoa; Chordata; Aves; Passeriformes; Passeridae. Gene Ontology annotation, molecular function: RNA methyltransferase activity; O-methyltransferase activity.